AUGUGCACAUUGAAACUAGGUCGAUAUUUUGCAUUUAUAUUCAUUUGUUUUGCGAUCAUUCACGGCAUUGUAGCUGGCUCUUCUUAUGAUAUUCAACCAACACUGGGAUGUGUUCCAUCGAUUUAUGUAGCAGUUCAGUAUUCAGCAUUUUUCUUUUAUCCAAUUCUAGUUGGUUUUCUACCUAUUGUCAUUGCAUCAUCAUUUAGUAUCUUAGCUUAUCAUAAUGUUCGUCAUAUAGUUCGACGACAAUUACCAAUAGUUCGUCGUAAGUUAGACAAACAAAUAACAGCAAUGGUUCUUAUGCGUGUAAUAAUCUUUGUUUGUUUGGUAUUGCCUUAUGUUACUUAUCGCAUCUAUACCGUUAAUUUUCCUACAUCGCGAAUUAUGCCUAUGGCAUAUGCAAUUAGUCGAUUGAUUCAAGCAAUUAUUACUUCUAUCUACAUUACAAAUUUUGUCGUUAACUUUUAUAUUUUUAUAAUAUUCUCACCACGUUUUCGCCGUCAAGUAAAACUUGUUCUGGGUAAUAUCUAA
Molecule: messenger RNA, 531 nt
Organism: Adineta steineri
Lineage: Eukaryota; Metazoa; Rotifera; Eurotatoria; Adinetida; Adinetidae
Source: the annotation of a GenBank genome assembly